Panicum hallii is the source of this 1267-nucleotide messenger RNA. Its product is annotated as bidirectional sugar transporter SWEET2b-like. Bases 192 to 884 code for a protein of 230 amino acids. Gene Ontology annotation, molecular function: sugar transmembrane transporter activity. NCBI's taxonomy places the organism in Eukaryota, Viridiplantae, Streptophyta, Magnoliopsida, Poales, Poaceae. The record is from RefSeq and is a predicted model, not a curated record. Gene Ontology annotation, cellular component: membrane. Gene Ontology annotation, biological process: carbohydrate transport. The transcript is spliced from 6 exons.
GAUAUUCGCAGGACCACCCCAGCAGGCUUCCGUUUUGAUCACUGAUUUAAACCCGACAAUUCAAUGGGUGGUUGCAGUGUUGUUGGUGUCGCUCACACCCCGUUCCCGCUACCUAUAUGAGAGCCCCAGAUUUUUAGCACGAGGAGAGCUGAGCUGGUGGGGGAAAGCAGAGGACGGAAGGAGGCGCAUUCAUGAGCUCCCUGUAUGAUAUCUCCUGCUUCGCCGCCGGCCUUGCUGGCAACAUCUUCGCGCUCGCCCUCUUCCUGUCGCCGGUGCCGACGUUCAAGAGGGUGGUGAAGGCCAAGUCGACGGAGCGGUUCGAUGGGCUGCCCUACCUGCUCUCCCUCCUCAACUGCUGCAUCUGCCUCUGGUACGGCCUCCCCUGGGUCUCCGACGGCGGCAGGGCCCUCGUCGCCACCGUCAACGGCACCGGCGCGCUGUUCCAGCUCGCCUACAUUUCGCUCUUCGUCUUCUACGCCGACAGCCGGAGCACACGGCUCAAGAUCAUGGGGCUCCUGGCGCUCGAAGCCUUCGUGUUCGCGAUCAUCGCGCACGCGAGCAUCGCCUUCUUCGACCAGCCGGCCCGGCAGCUGUUCGUCGGCAGCGUGAGCAUGGCGUCUCUGAUCUCCAUGUUUGCCUCCCCACUCGCCGUCAUGGGUUUGGUGAUCCGGACCGAGUGCGUGGAGUUCAUGCCCUUCUACCUGUCUCUCUCCACCUUCCUGAUGAGCGCCUCCUUCGCAAUGUACGGCCUCCUGCUGCGCGACUUCUUCAUAUACCUCCCCAAUGUCAUUGGAGUCAUCCUGGGAGCAAUGCAGCUGGUGCUGUACGCUUACUACAGCAGGAAAUGGAACGGCAGCGAAUCGUCGGCACCGUUGCUCGCCUGAUCAAAACCGAGUUGAUCAGUCAGCUGGUUGUGCCGCCGCUGGGAUUCAGGAAAGAGGAGGGCGAUGGGUGCUUUGCAGGGGAGCGAGAGAUGCUACUACUGGCAGUCUAUACGUUGUGUUGUCCUUGUCAGUGCGCUGUACAGGUUGUUGGCCUUGAGACCCUUGUCCCCCGUUGUUUCUCUUCACAUAUCUGUAGUGGGAGCGGGGGGAACAGAAGGGAAAACAUCCAUCUGAAUUCCCUUCCUCCUCGGUAUUUGUCUGCAAGAUUAUUUCACCUGUCGAUAUUAGGAUUUAUUUUCUUUCUAGAUACUAUUAGGCAUCGUGCAUUUAUGCUGAUACAUCUAAGCACUUCAACAUGCUGGUGGUGCAGUUUUGUUUCGGGA